Molecule: messenger RNA, 830 nt
Organism: Gossypium arboreum
Lineage: Eukaryota; Viridiplantae; Streptophyta; Magnoliopsida; Malvales; Malvaceae
Product: putative homeobox-leucine zipper protein ATHB-51
Exons: 3
Coding region: 120-794 (224 amino acids)
Biological process (GO): positive regulation of DNA-templated transcription
Cellular component (GO): nucleus
Molecular function (GO): DNA-binding transcription factor activity, RNA polymerase II-specific; sequence-specific DNA binding
Source: RefSeq, a predicted model, not a curated record
AAGAAAGGAUACCCUUUGCUUUCAGUCUCACACACAUUCAUUCCUCCAUUGAUGUUGGUAGUGGUCCAUAGAUUCCCAAUAUAUAAGGAGUUCAUCUUUAAGAAAACUACUGAUGAAAAAUGGAAUGGAAUGGCACCUUAUCCUUUGUUCCUGGACAACCCCCUUCUCUUACUUCCCUUUACAACUAUAACUAUGAUCAAUAUUUUCCAGGUAUGGAGAUGAUGAAUGUAGGAUUAGCAGAGGCAGCAGCUAUGGAGAAGAAGAAGAAGAAGAAGAAGAUAUACAUGAAUAAUGAAGAGAAGAAGAAGCGUUUGACAAAUGAGCAGUUGGAGUGGUUGGAGAUGAGUUUCCAAGAAGACAUAAAGUUGGAUCCUCGGAGGAAAAUGAAGCUUUCCAGGGAGCUUGGACUCCAACCAAGACAAAUCGCUGUCUGGUUCCAAAACAGGCGUGCUCGUUGGAAAGCUAAGGAGCUUGAGCGCUUAUGCAAUGCGCUUCAACAUCACCUCCAUCUUGUCUCCAAGGAGACCCAAAAGCUUCAACAUGAGGUCUCGAAAUUGAAAGCCAUGCUAAGGGAACAACCAACAAGAAACCAAGUCUCCACAGGUUACACGGAAAUCUCCGGGGAAGAGACCAUCGAAAGCACCUUGAUUCAUUGCUCUAACAAAUAUAUGGUUGUCCCAAACAACCAUCAUCCGAUCGCUGAUCAAUGCAGCUAUCUUUUCAAUGUAGACAAGAAUAACCCAAACCCAGUAGGUUCAACCUACUGGGGUGAGCAGCUGCCUACUAAUCCCUAAUGAACUCCUAUCUUCUUAAUAGAGUUUGUUAAUUUA